AUGUCUUCAAAUUCAAUCCUUGAUAGUUACCAAUGCAAUCAAUGCAAAGAGCGCCACACCAAUUUAAAAAAAGCCAAGAGUUGUAGAGCUCAAUGCUUUAAGAACCGUCAUAGAAGACAUAAUGAUAUCCAGACUUCACAGACCACGCUUGUUCCUGGACAAGUCAGUGUUGUUUUGAACACUGUCUCAAAUGACACUAUCGACAGAGAACGUGCUGAUGCAAUCAAAGAUCAGAUCAUGGAUACACUCAACAGCGAAGAUAACGAUGAUCCAAUUAUGAAUAUCUUUAGUAAUGAUGAUAAUGAUGAGUCUAUGUAUGAUGCGGAACUUGGCAACGACAUGGAUAUCAUUGAAAACGAAACAUCUCCUUUGGUUUUUGACUUCAGUCAGCCUACACCUACCCCUGACAAAGACGACGCAAAGAACCUUGAGUUUCUCAAGAUCAUUAAGGAUUUUGGUAUCUCCCGCAAUGCCCAUGAAAUGAUAGUCAAGCAUUUCAACAGCAUUUUGGAAACGUCGACUUGUAUUACAUACAGAGCAUGUACUCCUCAUCUCAGCAAAAAGCUUUUGAAGCGUUUCUCUGGUGUUGAAGAGACAGUCCAUGAUAUCUGUCAGAGGGGAUGUAUGCUCUUUACCAGUCUAUCCCAGACUGAGUGCUCCAACUGUGGACAAAGCCGGUACAAAACAAGACGUGGAGAAACCGAGGGUGGUGAUCUGGUUGCUACUGCCACAAUGAUACAGCUUCCAUUGGCGAGACAACUUGCUCUUGCGUUAGCCAACGAGGAUACAAGAGCAGAUAUGCAUUACCGCCAUAAUCAUGAGUCAAGCUCGGAUGGAAGUAAAACCGAUGUGUUUGAUGGCCAGGUUUACCAGCAAGCAAAACAUCUGUUUUCCGGAAAAGAUGACAUUGCAAUUUCGUUGUCUGUUGAUGGAUUCACGCCACACAAUGUUCCUGGUUCUGUAACGAUCCUCCAUGCCACCAUUCUUAACCUGAAUCCCAUGGUCCGGUAUGAGAGAAGCAGAAUACUCCAGAUCGCAAUGAUCCCAGGUCCAGGUGCACCUGCCAAUUUCUGGUCGUUCAUGGAACCAACGAUGAAAGAGCUCCUGGUGUUGGAGAGCGAAGGGAUGGUCGUCAAGACACCAAACGAGACCAUUCGUGCCAAGGUAUUCUCUGGACCAUUGUUUUUUGCCCUCGAUGAGAUGCAUGGACUUUGCCAUGGAAUAAGCAAGCAGGUCUGGGGUUUGGUUUCUGGUACCUACGGAACAGACCAUUGUUUUGCUCUUUCUUCUGGUGUUCGGAAGGAGAUCGGUACAGCAAUGUACAAAACAAGAAAUACCAUCCCUACAUCCUUCCAUGGCGAUUGGAGGGAUGUAUACAAGAACCCCGGGUCGUUCAAGGCCGUCGAUUGGGCAGACUUUCUUCUGUUCGUCGUCCCUACGCUGGUGGCAGAGCGUAUUGGAGAUGCAACUGCCCGGAACGCGUUACUUGGCUUGGUUCAAGCAUGUAACCUACUCAUGAGCUGGGAGUUAUCAGCAGAGGAACAAACCUCUAUCAAAAGUAAACUUGAAAUAUGGAACAUGUACCUGGAAUCGCUGCUUACAAGUGGAAAAAUCAAAAUCAAUAUUUUCACUAUAAACCAGCAUCUUCUUCAGCACUAUCCUCUCAUGAUUGACGCAUACGGCCCACCUCGUGCAUAUAGCGCCAGAUCCGUGGAACGGGCAAUCGGUGAAUACUCAAGGGCUAUCAAGAGUAAUUCUGCUAUAAAUGUUAACGCUGGCAAUAUCAUGCUUGGCUUAGCACAAAUACGACAAGCAGAGGCCGGAGCCACUGUCAUGAUUACAGAAGCAAGAACAGCACGACACUUACAAUAUGAAGAUUCCACUGCUGGUUGGCCGUUGACAGAUGAGGGUGAGCGUGUUGGUGCUGGGUCUGAUAGUGAGUUCUGGGGGCCUUUGAGGAAUAGAACGAUCCGAGAUAGUUUUGAAGGCAUUUCUUGUCUUUCGAAACUUCUUGAAGACUUCUACGAAUCAAAGGGGGAAGAGUGUAGUAUGAUUGAAGCAGCUAUACAAACUAGCCGCAAGGCAUUUGUCAAUGGUUGUGUGAUUGACUCUGCACUCAACCAAAAUUGUGUAAGGGAGGCACAUAACAUCAGAUUACAGAUUCAGGUUGAUGAAAACCGCAACAUAAAUUCUGCAUACUCCCCGGUUUACAAGGAUUUCUUCGGAAAAGUUGUUGUCUUCUUUGAGCACAAGCUCAACAACAAGAGAUGGCCGCUUGCUCUUGUAGAGAUUGCGGCAGUCCGUUUGGUAAAUGGUAUACCAGUUGUUAACAAUGGGCAAAUGAAGCCAAAGGUAGUUCACCUGGCAGAUGUCAAAGAAUUGGUUGGUUUGGUGAAGUCGGACGCGACUAUAAAUACAACAACAACAACAACAACAACAACAACAACAACAUACAUAGUGUGGUCAGAGCUUAACCGCGGCCCAAAAUUGUCACUUGGUUCUCUUGCAGACCUAUAA
Messenger RNA from Phycomyces blakesleeanus NRRL 1555(-), 2517 nucleotides. RefSeq lists its product as hypothetical. Lineage: Eukaryota; Fungi; Mucoromycota; Mucoromycetes; Mucorales; Phycomycetaceae. The record is from RefSeq and is a predicted model, not a curated record. The transcript is spliced from 5 exons. The coding region runs from base 1 to 2517 and encodes 838 amino acids.